AUGGAUACAUUGUUGAAGAAAACCAUUUCUCACCCCAAUGUGACAACUGUAUGUGUCUUCAGUUUUGCUGCUGAAGCCUGCAAUAAGGUGAUAUUUAAUGUACCUUCUAAAUCAGAGGCAGACACAAUGAUCGGCAGAGUUAAUUUGAAAGAGUGCCUCAGAUCCGUAGACCUCGUCCAGUCAAAUGAUACUGAUUUCAGAGUGCUAGAUGAUGGGUCAGUGUACACAACCACUGCUGUUAAGUUCUCUAAGAAGAAAAGAUCCUUCACUAUACGGCUUUCUGACACAAAGAGACAGUUUCAGAAGAAGAUUAUUGUUCUCCUGGAAUCUCGGAAGGAGGUAUUGAAGAAAAGACAAACUAAAGAAACUGUUCUCAGGCGUGCCAAGAGGAGAUGGGCACCUAUUCCUUGCUCAAUGCAAGAAAAUUCCUUGGGCCCCUUCCCUUUGUUUCUUCAGCAAGUUCAAUCUGAUGCAGCACAGAACUAUACCAUCUUCUACUCGAUAAGUGGGCGUGGAGUUGACCAAGAACCUUUAAAUUUGUUUUAUAUAGAAAGAGACACUGGAAAUCUGUUUUGCACCAAGCCUGUGGAUCGUGAAGAAUAUGAUGUUUUUGACUUGAUCGCCUAUGCCUCCACUGCAGACGGGUACUCCGCAGAUUUGCCUCUCCCCCUGCCCAUCAGAGUAGAGGAUGAAAAUGACAACAAACCUAUUUUCACAGAAGCAGUUUAUAACUUUGAAGUUUCAGAAAGUAGUAGACUUGGUACUUCAGUGGGGGUGGUUUGUGCCACAGAUAAAGACGAACCAGACACGAUGCAUACCCGCCUGAAGUACAGCAUUUUGGAGCAAACGCCAAGAUCACCUGGGCUCUUUUCCGUGCAUCCCAACACAGGCGUGAUCACGAUCAUCUCUCACUAUUUGGACAGAGAGGUUGUAGACAAGUACUCAUUGAUAAUGAAAGUACAAGACAUGGAUGGUCAAUUUUUUGGAUUGACAGGUACAUCAACUUGUAUCAUAACAGUAAAAGAUUCAAAUGAUAAUGCACCCACUUUCAGACAAAAUGCUUAUGAAGCAUCAGUAGAGGAAAAUGCAUUCAAUGUGGAAAUCUUACGGGUACCGAUAGAAGAUAAGGAUUUAAUUAAAACUGCCAAUUGGAGAGCCAAUUUCACCAUUUUAAAGGGAAAUGAAAAUGGAAAUUUCAAAAUCAGUACAGAUAAAGAAACUAAUGAAGGUGUUCUAUGUGUUGUAAAGCCACUGAAUUAUGAAGAAAACCAUCAAGUGAACCUGGAAAUUGGAGUAAGCAAUGAAGUUCCAUUGACUAGAGACGUACCCAGAGUGACAGCCAUGAACAGAGCCUUGGUUACAGUCCACGUGAAAGAUGUGGACGAGGGGCCUGAAUGCAGCCCUCCGGCCCAAUAUGUGCAGAUUAAAGAAAACUUAGCAGCGGGGUCAAAUAUCAAAGGCUAUAAGGCAUAUGACCCUGAAACUAAAAGUAGCAGUGGUUUAAGGUAUAAAAUAUUGCAUGAUCCUAAAGGGUGGAUUGCCAUUGAUGAAACUUCAGGGUCAAUCACAACUUCCAAAAUCCUGGACAGGGAGGCCAUAUCUCCCAAGCAUGGUUUAUAUAAUAUUACAGUUAUGGCAAUAGACCAAGAUGGUAGAUCAUGUACUGGAACAUUGGCUGUGAACAUUGAAGAUGUGAAUGAUAAUGCACCAGAAAUACUUCAACAUUAUCUAACAAUCUGCAAACCAAAGAUGGGGUAUACCGACAUUUCAGCUGUUGAUCCUGAUGAACCUGUCCAUGGAGCGCCAUUUUAUUUCAGUUUGUCAAGCCCCUCUCCAGAAAUCAAUAGAAUCUGGAGCCUCACCAAAAUUAAUGAUACAGCUGCUCGUCUUUCAUAUCAGAAAAAUGCUCAAUUUCAAGAAUAUACUAUUCCUGUUACUGUAAAAGAUAGAGCAGGUCAAUCUGCCACGAAGAUCUUGAGAGUUAAUCUGUGUGACUGCACACAUCCAAGUCAGUGUCGCUCGACUUCCAGGAGUGCAGGAGUCGUACUUGGAAAGUGGGCAAUCCUUGCAAUACUACUGGGAAUAGCACUGCUAUUUUCUGUAUUGCUAACUUUAGUGUGUGGAGUUAUUGGUACAAAAAAAGGCAAGCGUUUUCCCGAAGAUUUAGCACAGCAAAACUUAAUUAUCUCAAACACAGAAGCACCUGGGGAUGAUAGAGUGUGUUCUGCCAAUGGAUUCACGACCCAGACCGCCAACAACUGUAGUCAAGGUUUUUGUGGUACUAUGGGAUCAGGAAGCAGAAAUGGAGGGCAGGAGACCAUAGAAAUGGUGAAAGGAGGACACCAGACCUUGGAAUCCUGCCGGGGAGCUGGCCACCAUCACACCCUGGACUCCUGCAGGGGAGGACACACGGAGAUGGACAACUGCAGAUACAAUUACUCGGAGUGGCACAGUUUCACUCAGCCCCAUCUCUGUGAGAAAUUACAUCAGUGCAGUCAGAAUGAAAACCAUGUGCCAUCUCAAGAUUAUGUCCUUACAUAUAACUAUGAAGGAAGAGGAUCCCCAGCUGGUUCUGUAGGCUGCUGCAGUGAAAAACAGGAAGAAGAUGGCCUUGAGUUUUUAAAUAAUUUGGAACCCAAAUUUAUGACAUUAGCAGAAGCCUGCACCAAGAGAUAAUAUCAGAGUGCUACUAUUAAGUCUUUCCCAGACAUUCUGGUGGUUUCCCAAAAUAAUAUUGUAAAGUUAAAUUACAACAUAUAU
Molecule: messenger RNA, 2760 nt
Organism: Microcebus murinus (gray mouse lemur)
Lineage: Eukaryota; Metazoa; Chordata; Mammalia; Primates; Cheirogaleidae
Source: RefSeq, a predicted model, not a curated record